This is a messenger RNA of Mastomys coucha (southern multimammate mouse), 574 nucleotides long. It is a transcript of the gene Msmb, whose product is annotated as microseminoprotein beta. The record is from RefSeq and is a predicted model, not a curated record. The transcript has 4 exons. The coding region runs from base 42 to 377 and encodes 111 amino acids. NCBI's taxonomy places the organism in Eukaryota, Metazoa, Chordata, Mammalia, Rodentia, Muridae.
GCUGGAGGUACCAGCCCCUUAAGGAGUCCUGCUUUGUCACCAUGAAAGCUCGGCUGGGUAGCCUCCUAUUCCUUGCCACCAUGGUGAUAGCAUCCAAAGCAGAAUGCACUAUUGACAAGAGAUUUCCAAACCAAACGUCUGAUGAAUGCGUGGAUGCUGAGGGUGGCAAGCAUUUCCUCAACACUUCCUGGAAGAAGAACUGUUCGUGGUGUUUAUGUGAGAAAACGUCCAUCACCUGUUGUAGCAAGAUUGCUAGGCCUGUGAGAUAUGACAAAGACAAGUGUGAUGAACAAUUCCAUCCAGAGAACUGCACCUAUACUGUGGUGGAACGGAUGAACCCAGGAAAGACCUGUCGAGUCCAUAGCUGGAUAAUGUAAAUGUGCUUCUUGUGGGCCCAAAAGUGGAGCAACAUUUGAACUUUGUAUGAUUUAAAUUUACCAUUUAUAAGCUUGCAAGGAGGUGACCUAUAAUCUUAGCACUCAGAAGGCAGAGGCAGGAUGUCUCAAAAAACUCAAAUAAACAAACAAAUAAAUAAGUUUGCCAACCAUAUGUGCAUUAACUUAAUGCAACCAAA